This is a messenger RNA of Calliphora vicina (urban bluebottle blowfly), 1584 nucleotides long. Its product is annotated as angiopoietin-related protein 7-like. Lineage: Eukaryota; Metazoa; Arthropoda; Insecta; Diptera; Calliphoridae. The record is from RefSeq and is a predicted model, not a curated record. The coding region runs from base 1 to 1380 and encodes 459 amino acids. The transcript has 5 exons.
AUGAUAAAUACACAAGCUUAUGAUAAUCCACUAACAACACCUAGUGAGAGUUUUAAUGUAUUUAACACUGAAAAUACCGUGAUGGAAGAUAAUGGAACAUCAAGUGGUGCUAUACCUAAGUCCAAAUACACACUGGCUUCCGAUGAAUACUUAACUUGUGACUACUCUCGAUUCGAGAGCCAAUUAGAGGCUCUGAAAACUGGUAAUGAGUUUUUCAAACUACGUUUUGAAAUGAUACAAUUGCAAUUGGACAAACAAAGUGAAAUUCUACAAAGGUUCGAGCAAAAAUUCGAUAAGAUUCCACAGAGAAUUCAGAGCACAGAAAGUAAUACACGGGGACAAAUCAAGGACAAUUUAUGUGAAACAAAUAAUUUGAUAGGCGAACAAAACCAUAUCAUCAAUACUGGCGAUAAAUGGCAUAUGAUCAGUGAUAUCAAAGAAAUAGUGAAAACCCACGAUGUUCUAUUCAAUAGCUUUAGUGAAAAGCUUAAUAAUGUGGAAAAUAUAUUGAAAAAAGCCAGUUGGGAAACCAGUACACGUCAGCUGGGUGAUAGUAUAUCCAAUAAAUUAACUUUAUUACAAAAUAUUGAUAAGAAAUUAACAAAUGUUGAUACUAUAACAAUGGAUCAAAAUCGAAAUAUAAAGAAAUAUCUAAAUCAAACUGAAGCAACCAAGAUCUGUCUCGAGAGCCAUGAUCAGACAUUAGUUUGUACUACCAAAACAUAUCCUACCAGUUGUGCUGAUUCUAAUAUAUAUUUUUGUGCGAAUAACAAAUGUCGCAUAUACAAUCAGCUUUAUGGGCGUAAAACAUUUUGGGUCGCCUGUGAUAACCACACGGAAGGUGGUGGUUGGACUGUAAUCCAAAGACGCAUUAAUGGCGCCGUAGAUUUUUAUAGAGGAUGGACUGAUUACAAGCAAGGUUUCGGCAGUAUUGUUGGAGAAUUUUUUAUCGGUUUAGAUAAAUUACAUGCUUUGACAUCUACACUGCAACCCAUGGAGCUAAUGAUACAACUACAAGACUUUAACGAAACCACUAAAUAUGCCAAAUAUGAUGGCUUUGCUGUUGGCAAUGAAUCGGAAAAUUAUAAACUAAUUAAAGUGGGCAAAUAUUCUGGCAAUGCUACUGAUUCAUUCAGCCAACAUCAGGGUUGGCAAUUUACUACCAAAGAUCGUGACAAUGAUCAGUUUACCGGUAAUUGUGCCGAAAAUAAAGUUGGUGCAGGUUGGUAUGGAAACUGUUUUUUUAGCAAUUUAAAUGGAAAAUAUUACGGUAAAGCUGAAGCGGCUAAAAAUAAAAAUGGUAUUUGUUGGAAUGGUCCUAAGGGUUGCGAGAAUUCUUUGAAAUUUGUGCAAAUGAUGAUUAGGCCUAAAAAGAAAUAAAUAUUUUAGUACAUAAUACUUAAUGCUGCCUUUAUGAUGUUUCCAGACAUACCACCAUGACAUUUUAAUUUUAAUAUUUAUAAACCUCUUUAUUAUGUAGUUACAUCUAUUUAUCUUAAAUAUAUAUAAACAUUUAAGUUUUGAAUUGCAAAUCCUCAACUACAUACAUUUAAAAAACGGAUUAAAAAUUGCAUACAAAAAGUA